Cercocebus atys (sooty mangabey) is the source of this 3746-nucleotide messenger RNA. RefSeq names its product coiled-coil domain containing 102B (gene CCDC102B). The transcript is spliced from 8 exons. Lineage: Eukaryota; Metazoa; Chordata; Mammalia; Primates; Cercopithecidae. Bases 1151 to 2689 code for a protein of 512 amino acids. The record is from RefSeq and is a predicted model, not a curated record.
UGUUCUUAUGAAAUCAUAGAUCAUUUCAUUGUCUCUCUUUUGCAUACUUCAUAUGUUAUCAUUGGAGUCAAUAAUUGCUUGAUCACUGGGACAUAGUUUUUGGGCCUCACUUUGGGCGUGGCUUCAAAAUAAUUUAUGAUUGUUUUAUCUAAUUAUUAGAGCCACAAAACUAUGACUGUAAUUCUUAAAAUACAAAAAAUGAUCUCAGGUCAUCAUAUCUCUUAUGCUGAUAUUACAAGACCAAUUGAAUUCUGCCAUAAUGCCAAAAUAUUCAGAAAUUCCCUUUUUAGCAGGUAUAUCAGUCCUAAAGAGAUGCCAGAGCCUUUAAAGAAAAGUUCAACUUCUUGAACUGAGUGUUGAAAAACUAGUAGAACUUGGAUAUGUGCUGAAAGCAAGAGGAAUACUCUACUUUGAACAAGUAAUUGGCAAAAAGGGUUUUGAACAUGAAUUAGCACAUAGCACAAAAGAACGAUGAGUAAUUCAUUGAUUGGAGCAGAAAAAAUAUGCCUUUGUGAGUAGCAGACAUUGUACUCAAUACAUAGAGCAGGAAAAAUUUAUAGAGCAUCUUAACAUUUCACACAGAAAAAUUUGGUCUUUACAUAUCAUACAAAGGGUCCAAUUGCAAGUUUCUGAAAAGAGAUGGAGUUUCUGUGCCUCUUUUCAUCAUCAUUACCAUCACCAUCAUCAUCAUCAUUUUGCCAAUACAUAAUAGCAUUUGCUGCAUGCAAGAUGAUUUACAUACAUAUCCACAAUUUUUAUAACUAUGCAAUAAAAUGAACAAUAUUUUACACAUUAUUUUCAUUUUGCACAUGAAGGAACCUGAUGUUCAGAAAUGUUCAACGAUUUGCUGAAAGCCACAGAUAAAGAUAGUGAGGGAACCAGAAUUUCAGAUGUCUUUCUGGCUCCAGCGCUCUUUCCACUAUGUUGUACUGGUAUUCUAGGAAUGUGAAUCUGGCAGAAGUCAAGCAGAAUGGUUUGAAGUGGACAUUGGGAUUAUAGGGUGCAGGGAGGAGGCAGUGAGACAACAGUCCAAAGAUCCAUUCCAAUAUUCUAUAAAUCCAGACGAAUCACCUUUCUGUCAGUUGGGCCACGCUUUUCCUUUGGGAAUUGAGAGAAGAGAGACUGACACUGCAAAUAAGGGGUCUCAAAGAUGAGUAUGAAUUUAGAUUCCAUUCAUCGAUUAAUUGAAGAAACACAGAUCUUCCAGAUGCAGCAAUCAUCAAUUAAGUCACGUGGUGACAUGGUAACACCUGCCUCACCCCCCAGGGAUACCUGCUUCCCACUUCAUGGGCUACAAUCUCAUGCUGCUCACAAUUUCUGUGCACACUCAUGUAACACCAACAAAUGGGAUAUUUGUGAAGAACUUCGCCUGCAUGAGCUUGAAGAAGUCAAGGCCAGAGCUGCUCAGAUGGAAAAGACCAUGCGGUGGUGGUCAGAUUGCACCGCCAACUGGAGAGAAAAAUGGAGUAAAGUUCGAGCUGAAAGGAACAGUGCCAGGGAGGAAGGAAGACAACUCAGAAUAAAACUAGAGAUGGCGAUGAAAGAAUUGAGUACACUGAAAAAGAAACAGAGUUUGCCACCUCAGAAGGAGGCAUUAGAAGCUAAAGACACCCAGGAUCUGAAGCUUCCUGGUUUCACAGAAGGAGCCUGUGAACAUAGAGACCAAUUUCAAGUGAGUUCACAAAUGUAUGAGUCCAUCGGAGAGUGUUUGGUAAAAAGAAAAUUUUCUACAAAGGAGGACACAAAUAAUAAGGAAGAAGGUGUGGUUAUUGAUUCUCUAAAAUUAAGUGAGGAAAUGAAACCCAAUCUAGAUGGUGUUGACUUAUUCAACAAUGGUGGUUCUGGAAAUGGUGAAAUGAAAGCUGGGCUGAGACUGAAAGCAAUAAAUCUGCCUUUAGAAAAUGAAGUAACUGAAAUUUCAGCUUUGCAGGUGCAUUUGGAUGAAUUCCAAAAAAUCUUAUGGAAGGAAAGAGAAAUGCGCACAGCUUUGGAAAAAGAAAUAGAGAGGCUGGAGUCGGCUUUGUCUCUAUGGAAGUGGAAGUAUGAAGAACUGAAAGAAUCAAAGCCAGAACAUGUGAAAGAGUUUGACAUUCGUCUUGGUCAACAUAAUGAUGAAAUGGAAGAACUGUCAGGCAAUGUAAAGGAAGAAUCCAAAUCUCAAAAGAGCAAAGACAGAGUGAUUUGUGAGUUAAGAGCAGAGCUAGAGAGAUUGCAAGCUGAAAACACCUCGGAAUGGGACAAGAGGGAAAUACUUGAAACAGAAAAGCAGGGACUGGAGAGAGAAAAUAGAAGGUUGAAGAUCCAGGUGAAAGAAAUGGAAGAGCUCUUGGAUAAGAAAAUUAGAUUAAGUGCAAACUCUCCAAGUCCUGAUUUCAAGACGUCACAAGUUGACCUGCAAGAGAAAAACCAGGAAUUAUUGAACCUUCAACAUGCCUACUAUAAACUAAGCAGACAAUACCAGGCAAAUAUUGCAGAACUGACUCAUGCAAACAACCGAGUGGAUCAAAAUGAGGCAGAAGUAAAGAAACUAAGAUUACAAGUGGAAGAACUAAAGCAGGGACUCAACCAGAAAGAAGAUGAGCUUGAUGAUUCCCUGAAUCAGAUCCGUGAGCUCCAGAGGUCUCUGAAUGAAGAGAGAGAAAGAAAUGAAAACUUAGAGGCUGAACUCAGGCACUUGCAAAACUGGUAAUUUUUUCACAAAAAAUGCUGAAUUAAAGAUUAGGGCCUUAAAUAAAGACAUUUCCAUAUCCUUUUCUUAAAUAUCAGUAAAAUUAUUUUUAUUAACUAGACGUAUUAAUGAAAAAAUCUUAGACAAUACACAAAUUAAUGGGCUUCUUGACUUCUUCUAAUUUUUGCUUAAUAGAUACUGCAUAUUCUCAAAAAGACAAUGUAAAUGUCAUUUAAAAACAACUUUAAUUCUAAGAUGUGUAAAUAUUUUGAAAGUCAAAAGGAGCUUUCAGAAUACUUCUUACAUAAAAUCUGAAAGAGUUUUAAUAUUGGCAAGAAAAAGUAAGUUGAAAACCAUACAAGUUGCUGGUCAUUAACAAGAGAAUCAUUGACUUUAAGUAAAAGUACUGGUUUGUUUAAGUAAUUGGUAAACUUUUAAGUAGGUGUUUUCUGUCUAUGUGGUGGGGAUAGCAGAUUGUAUUAACAAAAAUGAAUCAUUCUAGAGACGUAACAAUACAUUUCUUAUAUAAUUUUAUAAAUCAUAUCUAAUUCUUUGUGUAAAACAGAAGUGAGCAGAUGAAUCAGAAAAAGUGUUUUGUAUUUUAAAGUAACAGAAACCUGUGAUUGAAGCUAAGACAGGUUAUAAGCAUCACUGAGAAACUAAAAGGACUUUUGACUUUUAUCUGGAUAGACAUUUCUACAGUAAAAUCACGGAAGGACAUCAGCAUUGCAAAGUAGUAUCUAGGUAGAAAUCAGGCCACAAUUAAGCUGUGGUUUCCCUUUGAGUAGUGGGAGUAAAGAAAAUUAGGAAAUUGUGGUUAUGUGAAUAUUUCUUUAAAACUUUUAUAUACAUUAUAGUUUAUUGCUUCAUAUUUAUGUUUACUUUUUAAGGUGAAAUGUUAUUUUGAACAAAAAGACACUUAUAAUUUUCCAUACCUAUUUUCAACUGAAGGCAACUUGUAAGAUUUAGCUCAGUUAAUAACAUACUGGUUUUACUCAUCUCCCUCUCCAUUGAUUAGUCCAAAAAAAAUGAAAUCUUACUAAUUCAUUACUGAAUAAAGACCACUUUUAUCAGAGUC